GAAGACCAUGAUUACGCACAAAAGGACAUAAGAGACACGCGAAGUCUGCAGCUUCAGAAGGAAACGAUCAGCUGAGAUCGAUCUCCGUCUCUUCGCCCAAUGGAUCCUCCUCAGUCUCACAAUUUAAACACUGAGGGGACACAGACGCUGACAGCCAUGACGACAAUCAACCCGCAGACACUUGCUCCUGAAUCCAAUGCUUUUGGCUACUACCAAAACAUGUGGAAUCAUCCAAAUAACUAUUUCCCUUCAAUACAAGGAGGUCCUUUCUGUUAUCAGAAUGAGGGAGCACAGACGGUGGCAACAAUGGCUAUGCCAAGUACACAACCAACACAACCUCUGCCCAUUCCAUACUGCACUGAGAGGCAGGAUAACUUGCAGAUGCAAUUUGCCCAACCGCUGGCAGGUGACAUGACAGCCACGCAGCUACAAUACGCCAACUCCAUCCUCCCACAGGGUGUGGCACAGGGCAGUGGUCCUCGUAACCAGUCGGAACGAAGCUUGAUGAAAAACAGGGAAGCUGCUCGUGAAUAUAGGAGGAGAAGAAAGGCCUACGUGCAAGGCUUGGAGGAACGUGUGGCAAAGCUUGAAAAUCAGAAUAAGGCUCUGAAGGAGGACCUUAAAAAAUGGAAAGAAAUGUGUCAUCAUAAUGGCCCUUGAUUAGGUUGUUAAAAGGGCUGGAUAGACUGUCAAUGUCACUUAAUUUACUUAAUUUCAAGAAUGCUGCUAUCGUUGGGUGCCAAGGAAGUUAACCAUCUUAUUGACACACUGUGGAGCAACUAGGGGUUCAGCAUCUUGCUGAACUAUAUUGGACAGGUCCGAUGAGGAAGCUGGUUUGAACAAGCCAUCACUCAAUACAUUUGACCCGCUCUGCUGCCACAAGAGCACUAUACCAGAAUAGAAACAGAGAAAAUCAUAAUGAACUGUGCUGGAUCACAUUUGCACUCACUGCUGUGUAUAAUUGUCAGAAUUAUAUUUUGGAAUUAUGUUAUACUAUAGUAUAUUUUACAAUUACAUAGAAAUGUUUACAUAUUGAUGCGGAAGAAAGUUUCUAUCUUCCACAACUUGAAAACACUGAAAUUUGUUAGAACAUAUUCAGGCUGCAAGAGUUGCCAGGGUAACCCAUUACUCACCUUUAAUUUAAAAAACCCCAAAAACAAAAACAAAACAGGCUGACAAAUAUAGCUCUUGUCAGUUCAUCUAUUACAAUCACACAGCAAUAAUGACUUCAUGGCAUAUUUUGACAAUACAAUUGUCCCUUUUGGAGACAAUCACCACCUUAAGUCAAUUGGCACAAACCAUCUCAGCUGUGAUGAAUGAAGCGGUAAUGACUGAGUAUACUUAGGCCUGGUACACACAAGGAGUUUGUUCAGUCUACUUUGGUGGUGGAACAAUCUUUAUGCGUGUGGUAUGCUGUGUUGAGAUUAUCAGCGUACCCCCCCCCCCCCCACCCACACAGUACAAUAGAACUGUUAAAUGCCUGAAUUUUUUUAUCUUCAUGUGUGGGUUAAAUCCCUAAAUUUUUUUAUCUUCACGUGUGGGGUCUGUAACAGAUACGCAAUAAGAAAAAGAAUCUGUGUGUACCAGACCUUUGGCAGUUAUUGUCCCUGAUGAUUUGGCCAAUUUCUUGCUCUAAUUUGUCAAAUGUAUAUUUGAUGUGAUCCCUACGCAUUUGAUUAAGGAUGAUCAACGCUCUUUGGCAUGUGAUCAAUAGGUUUUUAUCAACAGGCUAUGCACCAGUCAUUUAAAGUGGCUGUAACCAAAACUCUUUGGCCAAAUAUAGAUCAAUAUACAACCUUAGUUUUCCGUCGAUUCCCAGAGAGUUUUCACAUGACUUUCCGUAAAGCAAUUUGUGGACUUUCAGGCAAGGUUUAGAACGCAUCAUCGUACUGAAACAGCAUUAGUUUUGAAUUACCUUUUUCAGACAGGUUUUUUUCCUGUGUUUGUACUGUUGAUCUUAGUGUGACAUUUGACACUGGAUCACCAUUUUAAUACAGAGAUUAGAACAUGUCAUUGGCAUUAAAGGAACUGCCUUAAAUUGGUUUAAAUCCUAUUUGUUGGAUCAGAAUCAGAAUCAUCAUUUGCCAAGUCCAAAAAACAUAAGGAAUUUGUCUCCUGUAAUUGGAGCCGCUCUAGUACGACAACAGUCAAUUGACAGAACACUUUUGAGACAUGAAGACAUUGAGAAAACAGUCACGGAGCAAUAAAGGGUUGGUAAUGCCGGUACAUAUAUUUAUAUUUUUGACAAUUGUGCAAAAAGAUGCAGCGUCCUCUAGCAGAGCAGCACGUAGAGCAGUUCGAAUGACUAAUAUUGCAAUAGUCCGGUGUAAUGACCAUUGUGCAAAGUGCGGCGAGACUUCAAGCGAGUAGUACGAUAGUCUGGGAAAAUGUUGAUUGUGCAAAUGUUGCAGAUACUCUUCAAACAGUGUGCAAAUGUGUUGAUUGUGCAAAUGUUGCAGAUACUCUUCAAUCAUGUUGAUUGUGCAAAUGUUGCAGAUACUCUUCAAUCUGCGUGCAAAUGGAGCAGAUGCUAGUCUGGAAUGAGUGGCCAGUAGUUUGUCAACUAUGAGAUAUGCAAAUAGUGCAGCAUGGUGAGACUACUACAGUGAGUACGAGCAAUAUAUAAUUGGCCUGACAGAAAUGGCAAAAAAUUGCCAGCAUGUUGCAAUGGAAUUGUAGGUUAGGUGUUAAGAAGUUGCAAGAGGGAAGAAGCUGUUUGAAUGUCUGCUAGUUCUAGUUUGCAUUGAUCGGUAGCGCCUACCUGAGGG
Phyllopteryx taeniolatus (common seadragon) is the source of this 2768-nucleotide messenger RNA. RefSeq names its product cAMP-responsive element modulator-like. Gene Ontology annotation, cellular component: ATF4-CREB1 transcription factor complex; nucleus. Gene Ontology annotation, biological process: regulation of transcription by RNA polymerase II. The transcript has 5 exons. NCBI's taxonomy places the organism in Eukaryota, Metazoa, Chordata, Actinopteri, Syngnathiformes, Syngnathidae. Gene Ontology annotation, molecular function: RNA polymerase II cis-regulatory region sequence-specific DNA binding; DNA-binding transcription factor activity, RNA polymerase II-specific. The coding region runs from base 100 to 660 and encodes 186 amino acids. The record is from RefSeq and is a predicted model, not a curated record.